Labeo rohita (rohu) is the source of this 1238-nucleotide messenger RNA. It is a transcript of the gene gp9, whose product is annotated as glycoprotein IX (platelet). NCBI's taxonomy places the organism in Eukaryota, Metazoa, Chordata, Actinopteri, Cypriniformes, Cyprinidae. Bases 345 to 1064 code for a protein of 239 amino acids. The record is from RefSeq and is a predicted model, not a curated record. The transcript is spliced from 3 exons.
UAGGAGAAACAUCUCCAGUCGUUUACACGUACAGCGCCAGUAAUGCCUGUUUUAAUAUACAGAAGCACUUGCAAGAAAUUGCAGAUCUACCUCUGUGCCUAAAGCCAGGAUGAUUAUUAUACAUCUUCAGUUGCUGUCAAUCACAUGCUAAAAGUGGAAUAGAUAUGGUCCAUUCUUGACAGCAUUGAGAUUCCUGCUCCGUUGGCAAUGGUUGGCAUUUUCCACACGUGCACCACCGUGUCUCGUUUGAACAUGGUCUGCCCGAGGCUUGAGAGACUUGUGUCUCCGCAGCAGUCUCCUCUCUCUGUCUAAGUUCAUUAUCUGUGUACUCUGGCUCAAAAAGGAUGCUCUUUCAUUCAGGACUGACUCUUCUCUUAUGCUCAAUCUUUGCACACGUCAGUUGCCAGUCCUGCAGCUGCGUGACUUUACAGUCCAGAAGUCUGAGGGUAAACUGCAGCUCGCAAGGCCUGAGAAACGUCCCUCAACUUCCUGCCAGCAUCACUGAGCUCCUGCUGCAGAAUAACCUCCUGACCACCGUACCUCCAGGGCAUUUAGACCAGUUCCACGACCUGCAGCUGGUCAAUUUAUCUGGGAACCCGUUCCACUGCGACUGCAGCAUCCAGUACUUAACACAAUGGCUAAAGAGAAAUAAAGCAGUCUCUGUGAUGCCGGUGUGUGCCAGUCCUGCAGAACUAGCCCGAAGGCCCAUUGAUAAACUCACGGAUGCUGAUUUCGCUUCCUGUGCCUCUGAUCACUGCUUCGGGUGGGUUUAUAAUGGCAUCUUAUGCUUAAUGCUUUGCUUUCUAAUUGGUUUGCUGCUGUGGUGCCUGCAACUAGCAAGAAACUCCACGUUUAUUCUGGGAAUCGAUGAGAGGCAUACUGGAUUUGAGGCAGAAUCUCUUCGAUCACUCAAACCCAAACACAGAGCGAGGAUGAGGGUCAGUAUCGGGUCACUGAUGCCAGGAACCGACGACAUGGACAAGCCUUUACUCAACAUGGAGAUUCUACCUCAGAUACUGGAUGUCCUGCAAAAGCAACACAACAUUAAGAUUAAAGUACCUUAAAAAGUUAACUGUGUAUCGAAUACACUUUCAUUUGAUUUGUAACAUGGACUGUGAUAUUGGGAAAUUGUAAAUCUUACCAGUUACGUUAAUACUUUGCUUUUUAAGUUGGAUUUUACUUCUUAUAUUGUGUUAAAAAAUAAAAGAAAAUGAAAACAACCUCUAAGCCAGAUAGAA